This is a messenger RNA of Aspergillus chevalieri, 837 nucleotides long. RefSeq lists its product as uncharacterized. NCBI's taxonomy places the organism in Eukaryota, Fungi, Ascomycota, Eurotiomycetes, Eurotiales, Aspergillaceae. Bases 1 to 837 code for a protein of 278 amino acids. The record is from RefSeq and is a predicted model, not a curated record. The transcript is spliced from 3 exons.
AUGUCUCAAACUCCCGUGGCCUCAACUGAGAGCUCAGAGCCAGUUCGGGCACCUCGAACCAAACAGACAGCACGUCGCUCUAAACCUUUCUUCGGUGACAGACGUCCCACGGAUCCGCUUACAAGCAGGAAUACUCAACACCCGCUAACCACUCGUCUCCUGAAUAUCGACUACGAAAGUAGGGACGAGUCAGACGACCCCGACGAUGGUUCAGGAACUCCUCUGCCCCCACUAGGCCUAGUCAACGGCAAAUACGAAAUUUAUUCAUCGGACUUGAACGAAUGGCCCAUGUUCCCCGAAGACGAUUUUACUCUCACCCUGGGGCUAGCAGGCAAUUCCAUAUGGAAAUCAUACGACUUCGGGAUGUUCCACGGUAUGAUGCAUCUCGAAAAACGGCCCUGGUCAUCCUCGUACAAGAAGGUCUGGUUCACGUGUCGCGAGCGCAAUGAAAGCGAGGGAAAAAUGUCAUUUGGGCCGAACUGCACUGGCUGGAUUCAACUCUACGGCGAGGGCAGAAACUGCAGCCAACUGAACUGCUACGGCAAUGCGAGAUUCUCGGGCCAGAGGAUCAUGGCGAGGAAAUGCAGCCGCCGCGGGGUGUGCAGAGUAGGUGUGAGGAGUGGAACGGGUACAACUAGGUGGAAUAUGAUAAUGAGAAUCGACGGCAAUGGGGAGGGUGGUAGACGUUGCUUGGCUUCUCUUGUUAACCGGCAUGAUCCGUUGCGACGGCGGGUAAUCCGGCAGCAAAAUCGGAGCGCUGCAGUUGAAAUGCAGUCCAAGCGGCAAUGGGCCAGUGCUGUGCAGAUAUUGGAUACUCGAAGAAUCACCCAGACCUAG